Messenger RNA from Rubroshorea leprosula, 633 nucleotides. The record is from the annotation of a GenBank genome assembly. Lineage: Eukaryota; Viridiplantae; Streptophyta; Magnoliopsida; Malvales; Dipterocarpaceae.
AUUCCUCUUCCCCCGGCGUCUAUAAAUAAAACAACGCCAGAGUUGUAGAUCUCAGCAUCCAACUUCAAAAAGAAAAUCAGAAACCAAAGAGAGAAAAAAAUGUCAGGAAUCAUGCACAAGAUUGGCGAGACGCUCCACAUGGGAGGUGAAAAGAAGGAGGAGCACAAGGGGGAGCAUCAUGAGGAAGGUCACAAGGGCGAACACCAUGCGGAGGGUGGUCACAAGCCUGAGCAUCACGGCGAAGGGCACAAGCAUGAGGAGCACAAGGAGGGGCUGGUGGACAAGAUCAAGGACAAGGUCCAUGGCGAGCACGGUGAGGAGGGGAAGAAGAAGAAGAAGGAGAAGAAGAAGAAGCACGAGGAUGGCCAUGACAGCAGCAGCAGCGACAGCGAUUAGAUCAUCCUCAUCAUCUUCCCAUUACAGCCUAGUACUUGUGAUGGGAUUUGAGGAUCUAUCUCACUAUUAUCUAAAAAGAGUGUUUUGUAUGCUGCUGUUUUCUGGGCAAUAUAUGUGCCAGAAUGAGUUGUGUUGUUUAUGGUGUUCGUGAAUGUAAAACCUAAAUAUUAUUGUGUUUAUAAUAAAGCUAUCUUUUAGAUAUUUGUCGGGGCUUACCCAACAUUUGUUAAUUUAUUU